ACUGCUAAAUCUCAAACGGUCAGAAACCCAUUGCUCUUCUGUGGACAUACCAUUCUAUAUUUGUUAUUUGGAUGUUAUGGAUAGAAACAGUACUUACUCUCCAAUCACAUGGCCACCAAAGUUUUGGGAGCAGAUAACAAUAGCCUUCACAGUGUCCAUGGUGGUUGGACUAGUGAUUGGAGGGAUCAUCUGGGCAUUGUUCACUUGCUUGUCCCGUCGCAGAGCUAGCGCCCACAUCUCCCAGGGGAGCUCCUCAACCUUCGGCCGUCGAUCCAGACCCUCCUCCCAUGGCCACACUACUGGCAGGACUGGAUUUUACCGCAACAGCAGCUGCGAACGUCGGAGCAACCUCAGCCUGGCCAGCCUCACCUUCCAGCGGCAAGCCUCCCUGGAGCAAGCCACCUCUUUCCCCAGGAAGUCAAGCUUCCGCGCGUCCACCUUCCACCCUUUCCUGCAGUGUCCUCCCCUCCCCGUGGAGACGAACAGUCAGCUGAUCACCCUCACUCCCACAAAUACCACCACGACCCUUGUGGGAAGCACCACCAACAGCUUAAGUCGACCCGAAUUUCACUGGUCUAACAACAGCCUCCGCAUCUGCCACUCCACGCAAACCCCACCUCCCGCCUAUGAAACCAUCAUAAAAGCUUUCCCAGACUCCUGAGCUGGACCUUUGCCACAAACACGCAUGUGCAUUUUAAGGGGGAACCUCAAUCAACCCAACGAUUUUCUGUGCAUGAUGACCUCUGAGAAGUCUCCGGCUGCCGUUGCGGAGGGGACAUACAUUGCCGAGAGGCG
Molecule: messenger RNA, 795 nt
Organism: Phaethon lepturus (White-tailed tropicbird)
Lineage: Eukaryota; Metazoa; Chordata; Aves; Phaethontiformes; Phaethontidae
Gene: MYCT1
Product: myc target 1
Exons: 2
Coding region: 77-661 (194 amino acids)
Cellular component (GO): nucleoplasm
Source: RefSeq, a predicted model, not a curated record